AUGGAGACACAAUUAGGUCAGAUUGCUGAUGCUUUGAGUCAAAGAGAACCCGGGAAAUUUCCAAGCCAACCGGUGAUACUUCAAAGGAACCAAGAGCAGGCCAAAGCGGUCAUAACACUUAGAAGUGGUAAGGUUAUUGAUAAUAGAGUUGGCAAUGAAGUUACUAAUGAAUCUGAUCAUGUGAAUGCAGGCCCCACUCAAGAAGAGCAUGAGAAACCGAAUGAAGAUCCAAGCAAUGCCACUUCUUCGUAUGAAGCUCCAAAUUUUCACAAGGCUGAAAAACCUUACACUCCUCCAAUCCCAUUUCCUGGAAGACUUGCCAAAAGCAAGCAGGAGAAGUCAUUUAAAGAAAUUUUUGAUAUUUUAAGUAAAGUGAAUGUUAAUUUACCUUUGCUUGAUGUCAUUAGGAAUAUGCCAGCAUAUGGGAAAUUUUUCAAGGAGCUAAACACUUAUAAGAGGAAGUAUGGACCUAAUGAAAAGGUGAUGGUGUCUGAAAAUGUGAGUGCUGUGCUUCAAAGAAAGCUCCCACCAAAACUCAAGGAUCCGGGCAGUUUUUCUAUCAAUAUCACCAUUGGAGACACGCUAGUUGAAAAGGCUAUGCUUGACUUGGGGGCGAGCAUCAAUUUAAUGCCCUAUUCAGUGUACCUUCAAUUAGGUUUGGGGGGUUUGAAGGCAACAACUAUUUCAUUGCAACUUGCCGAUCGAUCAGUGAAAUAUCCAAGAGGUAUAGUGGAAGAUAUCUUAGUUCAAGUUGACAAACUAAUUUUGCCUGCUGAUUUUGUAGUGUUGGACAUGGAAGAGGCUCCUAUACAUGAUCGUGAGUUACCUAUUUUGCUUGGGAGACCCUUUAUGGCCACGGCAAAGACUAUCAUAGAUGUGCAAAAUGGUCUCCUCACCAUGACUGUGCUAGGAGAAACUGUACAAUUCAAAGUGUUUGAAUCUCUUUCUCACCCUUCUAGUUCACUUGAUUGUUGUUCGAUUGAUGUGCUUGAUUCACUUGUUUUCUCUAAGUUUUUCCUGGCACAAUCCAAUGAUCCAUUACAAUAUGUUUUGAAUUUUCUCAAAGAUAUGAUUUUCACUAGGUUUGGAACUCCGAGAGCUAUCAUUAGCGAUGGUGGCAGUCACUUCUGCAACAAACCUUUUGAGGCAUUGAUGAAGAAGUACAACAUCACACAUAAAGUGGCAACUCCAUACCAUCCUCAAACCUCUGGACAAGUGGAAAUCAGCAAUAGAGAAAUAAAGAACAUCUUGAUGAAAACCGUCAGCCCUACAAGGAAGGAUUGGUCACUAAGGUUGAAUGAUGCACUUUGGGCGUAUCGCACAGCGUACAAGACCCCAAUUGGAAUGAGCCCUUAUCGACUGGUGUUUGGAAAGGCAUGUCAUUUGCCAAUGGAGCUUGAGCACCGUGCAUAUUGGGCCAUAAAGAAGUUCAAUUUUGAUCUCAAAGAAGCUGGUACAGUGAGGAAGCUCCAACUCAAUGAGUUGGAAGAGCUCAGAAAUGAAUCAUAUGAGAAUGCAAGGAUCUACAAAGAACGAACCAAGCUCUACCAUGACAAAGCAAUUCUUAGGAAGGAGUUUCAACCAGGUAAAUUGAAGUCUAGAUGGGUUGGACCAUUCAAAGUGCUUCAAGUAUUUCCCCAUGGAGCUAUGGAGAUAGAAAACAUCAAGAAUGGGACCCGUUUUAAGGUCAAUGGACAGCGUUUGAAGCCUUAUUUGGAGAAU
Prunus mume (Japanese apricot) is the source of this 1722-nucleotide messenger RNA. Lineage: Eukaryota; Viridiplantae; Streptophyta; Magnoliopsida; Rosales; Rosaceae. The record is from RefSeq and is a predicted model, not a curated record.